Molecule: messenger RNA, 4193 nt
Organism: Exaiptasia diaphana
Lineage: Eukaryota; Metazoa; Cnidaria; Anthozoa; Actiniaria; Aiptasiidae
Product: titin
Exons: 5
Coding region: 207-1376 (389 amino acids)
Molecular function (GO): protein binding
Source: RefSeq, a predicted model, not a curated record
UAAAUCAGCCCCAACAAGUCCGAGCAAAAUGCAGCUGGCUGGUGACUGAUAGUCAGAACAAAGAACGGUCAUCACACGACCUUUGAAUAUUCGCUCUGUUAAAUGAACUGAGCCUUAACGUUUUGGUCCCAGUGGCCAUGUGACAUUACAAGGAAAAAUCUCAUCCUCGACUGGUAGAGCAAACGCUCCUUUUACUUCACCGCAGAAUGGCUUUCACAACAUCUAGUCAACCAAGAUCGAUAAUAAUUCUCGAAUUGGCUAUCUUCCUAACCGUGUUUUUAAUCAACGAGAGUGUGACCGCCAAGUUUACUGCCCACUUCAUUACAAAACCCAAGAAAAAGGAAAUAUUCGUAGGAGAUUCGGUUCAAUUCGACUGGGACUAUAAAGACGAAGACAACCAAGUAAAGAGCGUGUUAUUUGGAAAAUCGAAUGAUGCAGUUGGAAGCACGUCAAUGAAUUAUUUGAAAAAGCAGCCCGGUCAGGACUUCGUCACUUAUAUUUAUCGACCGGCCCAGAAGCUAGGCAUAACGGCAGUACAAGGAAAGCGAGCCAGUUUUGCGAUAGCAAACGUUAAAUUAAAUUACACUGGAUAUUAUUUUUGCUUCUUAAACCCGGUUUCUUGGACAAUGUCUGGCAAACGAGAUAUUGUAUUUCUGAAAGUUGUAGAUCUUCAAAUUGAUGAAAAGCAAUCAGACGAUGUGGUAGAAUCCUGGCCAGACCAACAGAUUUCUCUAGCAUGUUCCGUCAGGGUAACCGAUAAUACACAGGUAGAAUUCUCAUGGCAACAAAAGCCUAGCAACCGGACUAUGAGUCGUGGGAAACAUGUGGACGCCAACAGGGAGAGUAUUUUGAAAUUAAUUACUUCAACUGACGAUAAAUUCAGCACAUAUACUUGUAUCGCCAAGACGAAGAAGACAGUUAAGGAGCAUAAUAUUCUUGUGAAGCGACUAUAUGGACCAGGAGCACCAGAAAACCUACAAUCGCAGCUUACAUUUAACAAAGCCAAAGGAGAAAGUUAUUACAAGUUAUCAUGGACUAAACCGAAAUCAAACGGUGGUGCUAAAAUUACAAGAUACAUCAUAGAAUACAAGCCUGAAGGAAUAGGAUGGGACAAAGCUACAAGAGCUAGUAGUAAUAACUUARAACACACUAUGAUGAAUCUGAAAGAAGGGAAGACCUAUGAUAUAAGAGUACGGGCUUUGAAUAAAGUCAAUGAAGGAGACCCUUCUAAUGAAAUUCAAAUCAAACUUGAUCCCUACAGCCCCAACAAAGAAGCAAGCAGUAACAGCUCCAAAGACACCAGCACACCACAAUGGCUAUACCUCAUGACUAUAGCCCUUGCCCUGCUCAUCAAGUCGAUGGUACUGUCUGAAUGAUUAUGUCGAGAAACAAUUAUAAAGCUCCUUACUCUUGGUGAAUCAAGUAUAAAAACAAGCAGUGGUCCAAAACAUGUAUACGCACACAUAAAAAAAGAGAAAGAGAAAUUUCAAAGGUGAAUCAAAAAGGAAAGCAUGAUAAUUAGACCUUGAUAACGUUUGAUUAGACAGGGAGAAACUUGCACUUGGAAGUCAAAAUCCACCACAGUUGGUGCUGUUUGGAACUUCAAUGUAAAUACAUGUAUAUUCUUAGAUUAGAUUUAUUGGAAGAGUACAUUUUAUUCUAUAGAUUACCAACACUGAUACAGCCUGGUUUCUACAUGAUCAGUCAUAAUCACCUAAUCAAUCAUAAUCGCCAGAUGGCUAAUGAUACCAGAAAAAAUCAUUGAUGAUUAUAUCAGCAGCUGAGAGCAAUUAGUUCUAUCUACUGCAAUCAAUCAUCGGCUACUGUUGGUGAUAAUAAAUAUGUAUCUUAGUAAUUUGAGCAAUCAAGGAUUUGUAUGUGAUCAUGAAAAUAAGAGAGGUCUGAUGUAACAGUUCAAAAGAGUCUGAUAUCCAGUGCACCUAGGAACUCACCCUCAUUGUGAUUAUAAGUGAGAUUGCAGACAUGUAGCUAAUUAACCAGCAAUGUCAUACUGUAUAUUCUAAGUACGACGUGGUAGCAAAUAUUGAUCAGAAAUUAGGACAAAAGCUUGAGGAGUAUUCAGUGCACGCAUGAGGCACAACCCUUAGUUUUCAUAUACCCCAAAAAGGCAGAUGGCAUCAAUUAUUUUAGGAAGGAACUGAUAUGCAACUAUGGAGCACUGUGGAAGUGUAAGAGGUGUAAAAAGUGCACCGUCCCAUGGGACACACCCCUAACAUUUGUCCCUGUAUAUAGCUAUUUCAAUAAAAAGUUGUCAGAGUAAAACAGUGAUUGCACGACCAAGAGUUAAUGUGGGCAUUAAGGUUGCAUACCAAAUAAAUCACCAUUGCAAUCACCAUUAUUGAAUUGCCUUUCAUGCAUGAUUGCCGACAAUAAUCCACGCUCAUAGUAUAUUAAACUUUCAGUCAUGCAUUCGCUCUUUGCUAUGACAACCUUUUUUGAAAUAGCUAUAGUUAAUAAUUGAACAAAGAAUAACAAAGACUUAGUUAGUUAUAGUAACCUCAUUUAUCUAACAAGGGGCAUUUCAUAUGAGAGGUUGCCUGAAGAGAGUGUCCAUGUCGAGAUAAUAACUUUUUUGUUCUCUUUUCCAUGAGGGACACUCGAAACCAUUGGAAAAAAUAAUCUCAUAAGAGGUACGUAUAGAGGUGCUCUCAACCAUGAACAUGUAGCACUUGAAGAAAAAUUAUAAAAAGUAUAUUAUGAUGUAAAAGUUUACUUAACCAAAAAUGUUUCAGUUCAAUCUCAAAUAGUAAUUAAGGAUAAUAAAUUAUCCAUGUUCAUCUAGUAAAACUAAAUAUAGAUGAUUUGAGUAUGUUAAUGUUGUGUAUUUUAUAUAAUAAUCUACAAGGUUGAGUUCAAAAAAAUUUUGAAUAAGGAUUUAGAAUUAAAAAUUUAACUUUUUACUUAAAUAUAAUUUUUUUAACAUACAUUGAAAAUUUAACUUGACAAUAACAUUAAUUCAGGUGUUUUGAAUACAUUACUUUUGCCAAGUUUUAUUCUUUUCAACUCAUUUUGUAGUAGAGCCCCUGACAUUUUAGGGCUAUAGAUCUCUCGAGUUGUGGUAGAAGCAGUAACGUUGAUAUUUUGAAUCAAAAAUUACUAGUUGCACAAAGUUUGGAAUUUGAAUUCUUGGUUUUUAAUAAUAAAAUGCGAUUCUUGGAAAUAGAAAAACAAAAUGGCAGAUUUAGUUUUUUAUUAAGUUUUUUAGAACAUUUAUCAUAAUCAUAAUAGUUGAUCUAUUAAACAUUUUUAUGGUGUUAUUUAUAAUAAUUACAAUUAUAAAUACAAUUAUUGUAUCAGUUCAAAUGCAAUAAUAGCAAAUGAAUAUAAUUACAUUUCUCUUUGUGAGCAGAUGCACAGCUAAUAUUUCCGAGAAUGUUCUAACAGCCCCUUUUUUAAUUUACACUGGCAAUUUUUUUUUGCAAUUUUCCAAGCAAUUUUCAAAAAUAUUAAUAUAGAAUUUGUCUUAUCCUUCCGAGAUAUAUUGUUUUUAAAAUUAGCUCAUCUAAGUGUACUGAAUAAAAGUUUACAAGUUAAUUCUUUGCAUUAUUUGAUAUUCUCAAGGAUCAAAAUUGCCAGUGUAAACAGGUCUUACCAGUAAUACUUUUAUGUGAAAUGUUGUAUAGCAUUGUAUUAAAUAGCAUAUUCAAAUAGUAUGGGAAUUAACCAAACAGUCUACCUUAGCAGUUCUCUAUCUUGGAAGAAGUUAAUCAUGUCUUAGUAUCAAAGCGAGGUGGCUGCUGUGCCUUAUAAGAACAUUUAUGACUGCCCAUUAUCAUGAAAAAAGGUGUUCAUUGAACACAAACACUGCCAUCUUGCUUUGACUUUAAGCCAUAACUACUUUAAGUUUAAACUAGUCUGCCGUUUUGCACGGCAGUCUAUACUUGCCGAUUUAUCUCACAACUCAACCAUAGUAAAAUUCCUCUAAGAAACUGGAAAAAACUCUAGUAAGAUUACACAUACUUUAAUAUAUUAUCAUAUAAAUAUAUUUAGGAAAGAAUUCACACAAGAAUUGAAGUGUAGCUGUACAUUUUAACAGAGCAUCCAGGGUACAUGACUGGACUACAUGCAUUAGCAUGUGUAACUUUGAUAGCCUGCAGUAUUUACCUUAUCGUUCUGAUUAUUAGAAAUGUAUGAUGAUGAAAAGAUUGUUAAUAAAAGAAACCAAUGAUACA